AAAAAACAACAAAAUAAACGCUUCAAAAUGGUGUUCUGUUAUUUAAUAAGUGGUCUUUUAGCAUUUGUUUUAUUAAUUUAUGUCUCACUAGAAUUUCAUUAUUUUCUACGAAUGGCAAUAUGUGUGAUAUUGGCCAAGUUUUUCAAACGAAAAGUACAUAUUUUACAAGAAACUAAAAUUAAAGGAAUAUGUUUGACCACGGAUAUUGAUACACUGCUGUAUCAUAUGAAUAAUGCAAGAUAUUUACGUGAAAUCGAUUUUGCUCGUGUAGAUUUUUAUGAACGAACUAAAUUAUAUCAAACAAUACGUUCAAAAGGUGGAGCAAUAGUACAAGGUGCUUGUACAAUACGUUAUCGAAGAUUUAUUCGACCAUUUACCACGUAUGAUCUUACAACAAAAUUAAUUUAUUGGGAUGAUAAAUCAUUUUACUUUGAGCAUCGUUUUAUAAGUAAUGAUUUUGUGCGUGCAAUUGCAAUAUGCCGUCAACGUCUAAUCAAUUGCAACACCGAUGAUAUUAUGGCAUAUUUAAUGUCAACAGAUGGUAUGCCAAAAGGUGUAGAUAUAGAAGCAACAGUGCGUACAACUAAACCAGAAAUGCCAUUAGAAGUCAUGAAAUGGAAUGAAAGUAAUGAAAUUUCAUCAGCAAAUUUACGUAAUGGUUGCUGACCCAACGCCAACAAUAGUUCUACUAAUCACCACAAUUCUAGUCAAUUAGAUGCCAAUGGUGUUAUAAUCGUCAGCAGUACUUCAACAUCAGCAACAGAUGAGACAGAAAUGAAAAAAAUUAAAGAAGCUGACUUUGAAGAAGUGCAAUUGUAAUUUACUUUAAAUCGUUUUUCAUAUGAACAAAAAAAAAAUGAUGAAAUUACUAUUUUAUUAAAUUUUAGAAAAUAUGUUUUAUUGUAAAAGAUUUAUGUCACAAAUAUACCUACGUAUGUACUUAAAAUUUUAAAAAACAGUUCGGCCGAAUAAUUAAUUCAAUUUUGGAACGAAUAAUGAUACUAAAAUUUCAAAAAGUUAUAGAAAAUGAGAUUCAGGUUAGAUCAAGUUCCACAUUGGAUUGUAUCAAGCGUUUUUACGCUUCUACCUCGAAACAUGAGCUUCUACUAUCGAAAAAAACAUGAGCAAAAGGGUUAUAAGUGACUUAAAGGUUAAAAUAAGGGCGUUAUUUUUUUCCACAUUUUUUUCGUUUUUGCUAUUCGAAAGUAUGAAGGUUGAUACCGUGUUAGUUGGCCAAAAAAAUGUUUACGAAGAUCUAUGAAUGGCCAGAAUCUUGUCUUACUUGGCACCUAGUAUUACAAUUGGCCAUUUCAUACGUUUGAUUGGCAGAAAAUUAGAUUGUUUCCUCAAAUUAAAAUUAAGUAAAAAUUAAUCCGCUCUAAUUAAAAUUAAGUAAAAUUGAAUGGUAUUCACUCGGAAGGUUCAGUCUUGUUUAAAACCAUUUAACUUCUAAAUCGAUCUUUCUAUGAAAUAUUAGUGACUGAUAAUCGAUUGCUCUGAUUUGAUGAGAACAGAUUUGCAUGUGGAAGGGACUACAGCCAGAAAAAAUUUUUAUUUUGAGUUUAAUUUGGAAUUUUAAUAUCGAAAAAUUUCCUCUUUGAAAUUUCAAAAAUGCUUCAGUCAACAUAAAUUAAUUUAUUUUCCAAUGAUAUGAUAUAUACAAUUUUGUUUGGUCUUUAAUACGACUGAAUUUGUAAAAGUAACGUUUUUGCAAAAAUUUUAUAAAUACUUCAUAAAAAAAAUUGUUAAUUAUAAGAUUCAUUAUAUUUUCCAAAAUAUUAAAAUUAUGACUCGCCAAAAGAAAACAUACCUUCCUCUUUUUAAAGAUCAUUUAUUAUAAUAAACUCGGUAGGCUAAUGAAUUUUUCAAAUUAAUAAUUUAUGGUUUAAUUUUUUUAAUAAGAUAUUUACAAAUUUGAUAUUUCCUUUAUCAAAAUUUGUCUACCAGCGACCAAACGAUGGCAAAAUUUUCUAUUAAUGGGUCAUAGUUUUAUAUUAAACGGGACCAAAGUUUUAGUUUAAAAA
This is a messenger RNA of Chrysoperla carnea, 2024 nucleotides long. RefSeq names its product protein THEM6. The record is from RefSeq and is a predicted model, not a curated record. NCBI's taxonomy places the organism in Eukaryota, Metazoa, Arthropoda, Insecta, Neuroptera, Chrysopidae. Bases 28 to 666 code for a protein of 212 amino acids. The transcript is spliced from 3 exons.